GUGAUUUGUGAAUUUUGGGAUAAGGUUAAGCUUAUCCGCAGCGCCACUGUUCCUUGGCAAAAUCUCCUCCAUGCAAAUAUUGAAAUACAAGAUUUCCAUUUCCUUCCUCCGAUCCUCUAUCUUAUUCCGGCGACGUCGAUCUCAUUAACCCAGCUGCUGCUGCCGCCGACUCGCGCCAAUCUCCUGUAUGAGAGGAGGCGAUUUCUGGAUUUCUGGGCUAGUUGGGUUUGUCGUGCUGUAGUCGUUUUUUGUUCGUUUUAAGCUUCAUUUUGGAGGGAAAAUUGCAGCUCGUAUUCUGAGCUGAUAAUUAGGGUAUGGCGGCUUAUGGUGCAGCGGCUUCUCUCAAGAAUACGAUUCUGCGUAUUCUACAAUCGUCUCGCAUUUCUCACGUUUCCCACUCUACACAAAUCUUGCAACCUGCCUACGACGAGAUGGAUCGAUUGCAGAGAGUUCUGCUAAAACUGGACGACACCAGCUGCAGCAAGAUCAGGGCGAAGGUGAAUGCUGUGGAUGAACGAAUCAAAGAGGUAGUUUGGGAAUUUGAAGAUUUACUUGAAUCCCAUGUCUUACAUCAGAUUCUUCCACAGCUCGAAAGCGAGAGAGACAGCUUGUCAUUCUCUGUAGAUCUUCAGAGUCUGCAACACCGUGUUGAUUGCUUCGUCGAGAUGGUGACGAUGAUGGAGGAAGAGUACAUCAUUGAAAUGGAGAAUAUGCCUGAAGAAGAAGGCCUGCCUAUUUCCUCAAGAAUUGAUUUUGGUGGAAUGAUCAAAUCAAAGAUGGUUGGAUCUUCUGAUCAUUUUGAAAAAGUGAGAAAGUAUCUUCUUCAAGAAACUAACAAUGAGCCAUAUUCGAUUAUUGGGAUGGCGGGCGUUGGAAAGACAACUCUUGCUAAGCAUAUUUUUAAAGAUCCAUCAAUUCAGAGCCAUUUUGAGUUUCGAGCAUGGGUCAAUGUGGGCAGAAAAUGUGAAUUGUAUGAGCUAUUACGAUGCGUUCUAGCUCAAGUGGAUCCCAACACUUACCAAAAGCUUACCCAAAGAGAUGAUGAUGAGGCAGAAUUUGUUGGAAUCUUGAAAGAAAGUUUGAAGGACAAGAAAUGUCUCAUUGUGUUGGAUGAUGUUUGGGAGAAACAAGGAGCAAAUCUCUUUCAAAAUUGCUUGCGAGAAGAGAAUAUUGUUGGAAGGAUUCAAUUCUUACUUACAAGUAGACAAAAAAUGGCAUUCAUGCACGAUAGGUACGAAAGAGUAGGCUUGUUGAAUGAAGAAGAAAGUACGAAACUACUUGGUGAGAAGGUGUUUGGUGAAGAGGGUUUCCCUCCACAGCUUAAGGAACUGGGAGAGAAGAUUGCCAAGAAAUGUGAAGGUCUUCCUCUGAUGAUAGUCACGGUUGCAGAGCUCCUAUCAAAAGCUGACAAGACUUCAAAAUAUUGGACUGAGGUACUCAAGAAACGUAGUCCAAUCUUUGUGGAUGCUUAUAAUCAAAUAUCUGAGGUACUUUUUCCAAGUUAUGACUACUUACCCCAAUAUUUAAAAAUGUUUUUUCUCUAUAUGGGAGCUUCCCGUUCAUAUAGAAAUUUUGAUGUAAGCACGCUCAACAUUCUGUUGAGUGCUGAGGGGUUUUUUCAACCGAUUGGAGAAGGAAAUUUUAGAACAUGCUUCGAAAAUCUUUCUGUGUCGUAUCAUCUUGUUCUUACCACAAAUGAAUAUUGGUUUUGGGAUAGAAAGUAUCGUGUGCAUUCUUGUUGGCAGCAUGUGUGUAAGGAAGAAGCUAGUAGGAUCAAGUUUCUGCAUGUCUUACAAAGUUGUGAUGAUGUCAUAAAAGACCAGCGCCGCUUGUGUGUUCAUUGGAACAGUCUAUUUUGCUUCAAACAAGUUUGUGAUUCGAUAAAAAGUGAUUGUGCAUCCACCGCACGUUCUCUUCUUUGUUUUGGUCCUUAUCACCCAUAUCCAAUCCCAAUACAUGCCAUGGGUUUCAAGUUGCUCAGGGUACUAGAUGCUGGUUAUGUCCGAUUUUACCAUAUCCCAAUUGAAAUUUUGAAGCUAGUUUGUCUGCAACACCUUGACCUAAUUUACAACGGGGAGCUCCCUCCUUCCAUAUCCAACCUUUUUCAGCUUCAAUUCUUGGUUAUUUCAAUAUACAUGUUCAUUAAAAAGCGUGGAGUUCAGUCAUAUGUGCCUGUGGAAAUUUGGGACAUGCAAGAACUAGAACAUCUUGAGAUAUGGGGAAGGGACCUACCAACCCCUAAUACUGAUGAUGCUACCCUGAACAAACUCACUGGACUUGUUGGUGUGAGUGCAAACAGUUGUACAAGAGAAGUUCUCAAAAGAAUUCCUAAUUUAACGCUUUUAAGAAUUCAAGUGGAGUCGAAGCCUUAUGAUGAUGAUGAUGAAAGAAACCCAUUGAGUUGCUUGAGUUAUAUCUCACAACUCCAGAAUUUGGACACACUUGUAUAUAAGAUCAUGAAUCCUGUGAUAAAGUAUGAGCGUAAUACGAUUCCUCUUUCAAUGUUCCCAUCAAGUCUCUCCAGGUUAUUUUUGAGUGGGUUGGGGUAUCCUUGGAAGUACAUGAAUGAGAUUGGUUCUCUGCUCCCAAAUCUCAAAAGUCUCAUAUUAGAAUGCUAUGCCUUCCGAGGUCCAGAGUGGGAAAUAGAAUCAGGGGGUUUCUUGAAACUUGAAGAACUUGAAAUCGAAGACACAGAUUUGGUGCAAUGGAGACCUCAACGUGGAAGCUUUCCGAAACUUUGUUGCCUAAACAUGAGUCAUUGCUACAAAUUACAACAACUCGAUUGGCCGUAUGAUCAUUCUUGGAUCGAACGUAUUGAAUUAAUUGACUGCAAUCCUUUAGUUGUUGCUUGUGCCAGUCAAUUAAAAGAUAAGUUUUCAUUUGAACUUACCGUCGAAUCCUCUUCAUGAGCUCAAGCGACUCUGCAACUUGCGUAAGAGGCAAAUGAGAGAGCUAAAGGGGUCAGACACCGUGUAACCAAAACUGUUGUAAGUUGGAUUUGUGUGAAAACGUUAGUCGAUCUCUUAUUUAAGGAUUUGUAAUUUUUAUGUGUUUAACAGGAUUUUGGCUUUGUUGUGAUAUUAUGUGUUAUCAGUUUAUGCUUUUUU
This is a messenger RNA of Salvia miltiorrhiza (redroot sage), 3107 nucleotides long. Its product is annotated as putative late blight resistance protein homolog R1A-10. NCBI's taxonomy places the organism in Eukaryota, Viridiplantae, Streptophyta, Magnoliopsida, Lamiales, Lamiaceae. The record is from RefSeq and is a predicted model, not a curated record. Gene Ontology annotation, molecular function: ADP binding. Gene Ontology annotation, biological process: defense response to other organism. The transcript is spliced from 3 exons. The coding region runs from base 315 to 2909 and encodes 864 amino acids.